Aedes aegypti (yellow fever mosquito) is the source of this 3891-nucleotide messenger RNA. RefSeq lists its product as uncharacterized. The record is from RefSeq and is a predicted model, not a curated record. NCBI's taxonomy places the organism in Eukaryota, Metazoa, Arthropoda, Insecta, Diptera, Culicidae. The transcript is spliced from 8 exons. Bases 852 to 3656 code for a protein of 934 amino acids.
GCUUUCAGUUUCGUUCGAACCACAGCUCGGUCCAGAAGCAUUCUAGCAUUCAGUCGUUUUUUGUCGUCGUCGUCGUCGCCGUUGUUGAAAGUAAUCGUCGUCGUCCUCGCGUCUUAGUCGAUCGGUGUUUGUUGAAAACGGGCGCGAGUUCGUGAUCGCGGAGUUUGGGCUCAGCCAGGCCGUCUCUAGUCAAGUGCUGGGAGAGGUGUGAAAGGAAAAAAAGGUCACAGAACUAACAAUUGUUGAGAGUUGUGGUAUUUUAGUCCCCCGACAAGUGUUGUUUGUUGCGGUACAAGAGGCGUAUUAUUGCUACUGUUGCUGCAAACGAAACGAGUUAGAGUUCAGUGGGUUAUGCUGUGACCCCAGAGAUUUAUUAGUGGCAGCAUAGGUGCGGGUGGCGGCGAGAAGAGAAGACCACGUGUAUGGGGCCGUUAUUUCGCACAGAUGACUAUAGCGGCACGACCCCUAACUGUAUGUGCCUUAUGAGGUCUAGUGAAGUGAGCAGUAGUGUAAUGUAACGCGUGAAAUGUGCAAUCGUCAAUUACGCGGGCGUGAGAACCUAAAAAGAAUUGAACAAAUCGUGGUUUCGAGAUCCUGCCUCAGUCAGUAGCAGAACAGCAUUACGAUCCGUGAGCUGCAACGUAACGCAUCUCCAAUGAACGAAGCAAGUCCUGCACCCGAAAAGAAAGAACCCAAACGAAAGUGCGAAACAAGAGCCGUGCAAACGAAGCUUUAGGCGAAGAACGAAGAUAUCCCUUUUAGAGUGCAAAGUGUGCGUGUGUGCCUUACAAAAAGUCUGAAUAAAACAAGCAACGAAUCAUACAAAUCGAAUCCAACAGAAAUAUAAGAAAAUGUAUCCACCGAUCUUAGUGUUAGUUUUAGCUUUAGUGAGCUUCUCGAAGCAAACGCUCUCGUUAGAGACACUACUCCAACUGGACUCCAUAGACGAUGGUGAAGGCGAUGUGGCGACCGGUGGAGGAGGUGGAGGCGACAUUUCUAGUCCACUAUAUGAAGACGAAAACUACGGUCCGGAUCCGGAAGAGGACCGCAAUCUAAACAACUACCAACAGCCAGCUAUUCUGCUGGAUGACGUUUACUAUCGAGUGACGCCCGUGUCGGGUGAAGAAAUUGAAGGUGACAAGACCUCUGUGAGUUCAACGACCACUACACACAGUACUCCACAUGAGUCUAGUGAAGAACAACUGUCACCUACGGACCGCAGUACAAGUACGGUGGGAAGUAAUAGUUCUGAAGAUCACAUACCCGACAGUGAGGGCAAAGUUAGUGUCGCACAGCCGUUCAUCGGCGAAGAUCUACAAGAGUCGACGUCGAACCGUAGCCGCAGUUUGGAUCAUGAUACCGCCGAUUCCCUGCAAUCAUCGACGGUACUGGAAACCAGCCUAGCCAGCAACUUCCUGUACACUAGCAGCCACUACAACGACAGCUAUCACUAUCACCCGGACAGCACGGAUGGUAUCAGUAUCGAACGGACCUCUGACGAUCAGUUGGACAGCGUUGAAGACGAUGCGCAGUCACUGGCGACUACGACCGCCAUAUCGCCGCUGGCCAUUCCGGACGACGUGUCGCCGGUGAUUCCGCCGACGAAGCCCCACUUCGACGAGAGCAAAAUCUCCAAGAGCGAACUGUUGGCGCGGAUGAUUGCGGACAAGAAUCUCCGGUUGCCGAUCGCCAUCCUGAUGGAUACCUGCAACGAGUCGCUCAGCUACUCGAAGAAGGUGUUCGACGCGUCGCUUGUGCCGCGCAGUCCGCUGGAGGCGAUCUUGAUGCGAUAUAAUAGCACCGGUAUCGCCAAAUCAACCAGCUUCCGCAAUACCAAAUCCCUCAUGGACGCCAUCAACUCGCUGCAACCGUCGUACGAAAACAGCGGCCGAGCGUACUACGGCAUUCUACGGACCUCGCAGGAAAUCCCUUACGACAGUGCCAUAUUCCUGGCGACAUCCAACGCCGCCACCGACAAGGAGCUCUCCCGUAUGGCGGCCUUGACGUUACUCAAAAAGCGAAUUCGUCUCUACGUGAUCUGGUUCGGUGACGAAGUGGACACCACCCUAUCCGAUCAGCACCUGGACAGUCAGAGCGGACUACAUGAACUGGCCUACAAAACCGGAGGCCGGGUGAUUCGAUUCGAAAUAGAUCGACACUUCGGCAACAACCCCGUAUUGACCACCCUCGUUUCGGAGAGCGACCUACACGGGCACCAGAGCAUCCCGAUCCCGGUCGAAGAGGACAUCAACAGUUUGUACUUCAAGCUACACGGAGCACUGGACACGGCUACGCUGCGAACGCCCAAUGGCUACAUAAUCGACCUGCUGCACAACACGGUAUCGCAGGACAUCAACGGAUCCGAACCCCUACCCACGAAACCUGCCCCCAUUCCCAAGCCAUCCAUCAUCGCCAAAAAUCGCUCCACCGAACAGCACAACGAUCCUCUCCUGAACCAGCCCCCACAACCCGUGCAGGAUUAUCUCUUCAUUGUCAGUCGGGUUAACACAACCACCUCGGGGAUGUACUAUCUGAACGUGUCGGCGAAGGACAUCCCGGCCCCGGCGACCACUCAGCUCUUAUCAACGGAACAAGACUCCAACAGUUCGUUCAGCGUGAUCGUCAAGGCGGACUACGACAUGCGUCACGGGAUAGAAUUUCUAGAACUGGGCGAUGCCGAGUUGGAGCGACGCUUCGACGAUCCCAGUAACGACGUGGACUUUGUACCGUCCAGCAGAGCCAGCGACGGCAACGCGCAUGGAGAAGGUCGUCAUUCCCUAUCGGCUCGCAAGCAGACGCGCCAAACUGAGUCGCAAAUUUUGGCCGAAAGCGAAGAAAGUGGAUUCAUUGGCAGGGCAACGGCCACCCAGUCCGUGACCAAGAUCGAUUUGGGACUGAACUCUCAGCUGACGGGAACACGCGGAACGACCAUUACGGUGAUCUUCGAAGUGACCAACUUCCGCCAGACACCGGUCUUCUACUAUUUCCGCGUGACGGACGAACUGGGCUUCCUGCGGUCGCUCUAUCCGGGCUCGGCCACGAUCGGACCGCUUCAAACGGUGAACGUCGCCGUAGCGUUGAUCAUCGGUUUGAACGUGGAGAUAGGAACGCGGGAUAAGAUCACCUUCAGCACUGAAGGACCCGAUCGUAUAUCACAUGCGGCUUGGGUAACGGUUACGGAAGCGGCCGGAAUCCCUGACGCCUACAUUCCUUCGGUGUGGUACACGUACACCAGUCGAUGUGAGGGUCGCAACGAUCCAGGGCGCUGUGCGGGAGCAUUUUGGACCGUGGACGUAACGGCGAGGGAUUACGAGACAGGACUGCUGAAGAUCUCGUCCAAUCCUCCGGGGUUGAUCUAUCGCACGCCGUUCACUGCAGGAACGAAAGACGAGGUGAAGGGAACUUACACGGCAUCCUGCUGUCAACCGAUGGUCACCAUUUCGGCGUAUGACGUCACCCGGAAUGUGCGAACCAUCAACCUGGACGUCAGGGAUAUCUGGCUGAACGAAGCGGGCAUCGCUGCCGUAGUACUCGGUGUUUUGCUGUUGAUCGCGUUGAUCAUCCUGCUGGUGCUGCUCUGUCGGUACUGCAUCAGGAAGCGUCGUUCCAAGGAGCUGCCGAUUUACCGAGGGGAGCUGAGGGAUAGACGGACGUAGGAUGUAACGUUUCUAGCAGAGCAAAUAUGACCUCAUGAACGAUGCCAUUUCAAACGAUUUAAGCUAGGUUAUGUGUUCUAUAAGAGCUAGUUUUAGGCGACAAAGGUGCCGGUCUAAGUCAAGUGCAAAACUAAUCAGUAUUUGUUAAUAAUAGAUGGUAAGGAAGCCGAGAAUACCAAAUGUAGGAUGUAAAUAACACUUUUUCUAUGUUUUACAAUAAAUUAUGAUGUACAGA